Molecule: messenger RNA, 2223 nt
Organism: Drosophila guanche
Lineage: Eukaryota; Metazoa; Arthropoda; Insecta; Diptera; Drosophilidae
Product: protein-associating with the carboxyl-terminal domain of ezrin
Exons: 2
Coding region: 24-2114 (696 amino acids)
Source: RefSeq, a predicted model, not a curated record
CACACUGAUACUGACAACUGACAAUGGGCAAUGAAGGAAGUAAAUUUAAAGGCUUAAUUAUUGACAAAAAUGCGGUUGAGGUAAACGACUUCUGGGCGCUAUACAAUGCAGAAUCCCCAACGACAUCCAAUGAAGAGGGCGGAGGCGGUGGCCAGCUCCUGUCCAUAUUUCAGGGAGAAAUUCUGGUGAAGGGCCAGCUAUGGAGUCCAGUGGGCCCCAUGGAGAGAGCCAUUAAGAACCUCGCGAUCUAUCGACAUCCUUACAUUUUGAAAUAUGUGACAACAUGGGACCAGUCCGGACAGAAGCAUCUUGCCACGGAGAGAGUGAGGCCACUUAACGAUGUGCUGGCUAAACAGAGCGACAUACAAGUUUGCCUCGGGCUACGAACGAUACUCUGCAGCCUCAUAUUCUUGAUUGAAAGGGCUCUGGCAAGGCAUUUGAACAUAAGCACACAUUCCGUUUACGUGACAGACAGUGGGAGUUGGCGUCUAGCUGGCUUCGAGUACGUUUGGAAGGCUAAGGAGGUCAACAAACAAUUACUAGAUCUGGCAAGCACUUUUAUGGACCCCAAAAACCUCGGGGAUGAUUUUGAGCAGUUCGCUUUUGCAUCUCUAUGCGAAAGUGUCCUGGAUAAAUGUAGACCUUCUGCCGGCGACGCUGGUACUCCGCAUGUGUCUGAGUUUCGCGAAUAUUGCAGCACACACUUGAAACACAAGAACACAGAGCUCAGACCGAAGCUGUCAGCCGUCUUGCUGCAUCCGUACUUUAAUCAUGAGUUUGUACUAAUACAUUCCUUUCUCUUUGAGUUGCCGCUGAAGUCGAUUCAAGAGCGCCAGCAGUUUUUUAGCACUUUAAUUGAACGUUUGCGUUGCUUCGAUGAGCAAAUGGUCGCCUCUCAACUUGCCAGCGAUUUGCUUUCCAGGAUGGUUCUGCUCGAUCCCACCGCUCAGCAGUGUGUGCUACCGUACGUGCUGCGAACGAAGGCCACAGAUGGCGCAACGGCCUCACUGUUUACUCCACAGACCUACGUACAAUAUCUUCUUCCACACAUACUCAAGAUGUUCCGCCUCCGAGAUGCACAAAUCCGUUUGAUACUAUUGGACUAUUUUAUGGAAUACAUUCGUCUCUUGGACGAUGAGCAGCUACAGAGUGAGAUUCUGCCGCAUUUGCAGCUCGGAAUGAGCGACACCAAUGACGUGCUAGUGGCAAAAACAUUGAGAUCCAUGGCGGAUUUGGUGCCAAUUUUAGGGGCUAAUAAAGUUCUGGGUGGAGAUCGUCGCCGCUGCUUUUCCGAUGGUCGACCGCAUGCAGCUGUAUCCACAGACAGUCAGAAUCUCUUGACAGAGCCGCGUUCCAUAACUCCAUUGAUGAAUGGCAAUUCCAUAGAUGCAGAAGACGACGAAUUCAUGGUUUCCGGCAGUCCGCUGCCAACAGAAAACAAUGUAGCUCCUCUGUCUCUCAGGCUAAGUCCUGAUGGCGGUGAAGACGAGAAGGAUCUAACGAAUUUAAAUGAGAAACCUCUAGAGAUGGACCGCAGCAGCGAUCCUGAAAACAAUUCGAAUAAAUCCACCAGUUCCACCCACGACAACACAUUAAUCAACGCCGAUGACGAGGAGGUCUGGUCUGACUGGGAUACCACAGAUGAGCUGCAGCGUCUGCAUGUUAAGCAAGCAGGAUUGGAGGAACUCGUGGCAACCGAUGAGCUGGCUUUGAAUAUUUUGGAAACCAACAGCAGUGCCUCCACCCAGGCGACGCAGGCCUCUUCGAGCGACUCCUACCGCACCGCCGCUUCCAACAUAUCACAAUCUGCGGUCAAGCAAGCUGCGCAACCAAGUCGCAAGCUCAUUGAUGAUCUUAGCGCACUCGAUAUACAGGUGCAGCUGGCUACGCCACCAGGUAGAUCAGCGUCGACAGAGUAUGAUUUCUUCAAGGACAUGGAGCCGGUCAUAGAAUGCAAAGUAGUCCCCAGCUGUGGCCCCACAGAGGUGAUUCAAGUGGAUGCCAGUCGCUUUGCGGCUGCCACAGAGACGCCCAAUGACGACAAUCUCGAGGCGAAUCACGGUUGGGGUCACGACGAGCAGGACGAAGAUGAUGUUGUUUGGGGCACGAACUAGAAAGUUUCAUCAUUGUUGAGUUGAUCCGUUCUAUAAACUGUACAAUAAAGUCCAUGUAAUGUAAUUGAAUGUCAUGUAUAUUUUGAUGCAUUUUCAUUAAUCUUUAAAA